This is a messenger RNA of Hemibagrus wyckioides, 1642 nucleotides long. It is a transcript of the gene mrpl37, whose product is annotated as mitochondrial ribosomal protein L37. Gene Ontology annotation, cellular component: ribosome; mitochondrion. The record is from RefSeq and is a predicted model, not a curated record. Gene Ontology annotation, molecular function: structural constituent of ribosome. Bases 167 to 1429 code for a protein of 420 amino acids. The transcript is spliced from 7 exons. Gene Ontology annotation, biological process: translation. NCBI's taxonomy places the organism in Eukaryota, Metazoa, Chordata, Actinopteri, Siluriformes, Bagridae.
CGUAAACGAGCAAAAAUCCACCCACGUGACUUGACAAGAUGGUCGCCUCCUGAAGGCAAACGAGACGGAAUGUCAAAUCCAGUUGUUUAUUAUUUGUAACCUUUUCUUCUUGUUAUUAUUAAUGCUCUGAUUUCCAGCAUUAGUGUGUAAUCUAAGCGGCAGUGAGAUGUUCAGCAGGGCGGUGAGGAGUGCAGCGCUCUCGGGGAGGAGGAAGCUCACGGCGGAAGGUGAACUCCUGCACCGCGGUCUCGUGCUCAGCGCGUGCGCGUGCGGUAAAACUCUCCCCCGGAGAAAGCCCAGGGACCUGCCGCAGAUCAGCGGACUGGAGCGCGUCACCUACGCCGAGAGGAAGCACUAUGUUCCCGGCUUGGCCAAGCCCGUGUUCCCGGACUGGGAGAAGGACUGGCACGACCCGGGCCGAUACCGAGCUCCUGCAGCCGAGAGCAUGGAGCUGUACAAGGAGAGACCCUGUUACAUCUACACUCAGAGAACCAACCCUCUGGAAGGUGUGAGACAGGCAUUAUGGUUGACUAAGAGUAAGCUCGUCUCAGGUUUACCUGCUCAGGUGCUGGCGUUAGUGGAGAAUCCAGCCAAUCAGCUGGAGGAUCAGGAUGCGCGAGUGCAGGACGCAAUCAGACACGCCCGCUUCUGGGACACUAACGAAGCUCGUCCUCCUAAAGAGAGAUACUGCCCGUCUCUCUUACGCAACCUGCUCCACCUGUGCCGAGGACUGCAGGUCUCCCAUCCGGCGCUGGCUCGCAGGAUGCUGGCGGAGAAGUACAGCCUGUCGGCCAGCUGGAGCAGAGGUGAGGAUCAGUUCCAGGUGCGAGGGCAGAACGGCUUCCUGUUAAACAGCAUGACUCCACUUCCUGCUGUGGCUGGAGACGAGGAGAUCCGCUCCACAUCCGAUCACGUCCUGGAGACCUUCUACCCCAUCUCCCCCACCAUUGACCUGCAGUGUGCCCACGUCUACCAGCUCCAAAACCACACCGGUUUCAGAGAGGAUUACCCAUACCCUCACGUCCACACACUCUUCGUAACGGAGGCUGGAGAUGCUCCUAAACUCCAACCCGAGCAGCUGAGAGCUAAGCUGGUGAUGUUCGCCUUCGGGAAUGCCCUUGCUCGCGCCUGCGCGCUAUACGGAGACGAGUCCAGGGUUCUGGAGAAGCCCAUGGUCGUGCAGAGCGUUGGCACCAACGGCCGUCUCUUCCAGUUCGUAGUUUUCCAGCUGAACACGACGGACCUGGAGUCGGACAGCGGCGUGAAGAACCUGGUGUGGAUCGACGCCGACCAGCAGCUCUACGACUUCGCCAAGGUCCGGCCUUACAUCAAGAAGAAGGAGGUGAAGGUUCCGGCCGGUCUGUCUGGAUAUCGUCCCGAAACUUUCAAGAAAUUCCUGGCGCUUUAUCUUCAUGGAGCCGUGAACUGAAUCCUGUGUUUUUUUUGUUUUGUUUUUCCCUCAUAUAAGUUUGAAAUCUCAUCAUAAUAUAAAAUAAAUAAAUAAACCAAAAUGUUCGAGUCCAGAAAAAAUGUCUGGGUUUGAUGAUUAGACGAAGAGCGGAGUUAAAGAUCACGGGAACGUCGUAUCAGAACAACCGGACAACUAAUAUCAGAUUUAUUAAGAUACCUUAAUAAAUAAAUA